UACAGUAUAUGGUGUUGGAAUUGUACUGCUGUGUGUGUUCAGGAAGGUGGUACAGGCACAACAGUAAUGACGUAGAUGACAGACUCGCGCCAACGGUGCAUUGUGGGUCCAACCCAAGAUGGCGGCGCCCUUGCUGGAGUGCUGAUGAAGUGCUUCUGCUGAUCAUUUCUCAGGAUUGUGUGUGAUUUACACGCGACACAUCGCACACAACUAUCCAGUAGUGACGCCGGCUUGUGGCAGAGGACUGUACAAGCCUGACUGUUGUUAAGUGUGUACGGUGGCUGGCGUGGCUGCGGCAGACUGUCCGUGUGAAGAUGGGCCUCGUCUCCAGCCCCUUCCCAUAGCGAAGAGCAGUGGGGAGAGGAGCAACAGAUUCCCCUGCAAACACGCACCCGUCCAACUUGGAUUUGACGGUUUUGAUAUACUGUAUAGACUGUGGACGCUGUCUUACAAUUUUCUUAACGGAAUUGUUUGUGCGACGGUAUCUGUCAUCGUAAGGAGAAGAAGAGUUUUCCCGGCCAUCGUAGAGCAUCUCUCCACACCAAGGGUCCUAAUGAAAAUGGAUGCAGACUUGCUUCACUCUACUGUGGGCCUCUCAGAGGAGGAGCCCGACAUGAAUGACUGGGAGCUGCCCCUGGCCUUCAUGAAGAAACGGCACUCUGAGAAGAUUGAGGGCUCCAAGGCUCUAGCGCAGAGCUGGAGGAUGAAGGACAGGAUGAAGACCGUGAGUGUAGCCCUGGUGUUGUGUCUCAAUGUGGGAGUGGACCCCCCGGAUGUGGUCAAGACAUCACCCUGCGCUAGAUUGGAAUGCUGGAUAGAUCCUCUGUCAAUGAGUCCACAGAAAGCCUUGGAGACGAUUGGGGCUAACCUGCAGAAGCAAUAUGAAAACUGGCAGCCAAGGGCACGUUACAAACAAAGCCUGGAUCCAACUGUGGAUGAGGUGAAGAAGCUAUGCACGUCACUGAGACGCAACGCCAAAGAGGAGCGGGUCCUCUUUCACUACAAUGGACAUGGGGUUCCACGGCCCACCGUCAAUGGAGAAAUUUGGGUUUUUAAUAAGAACUACACCCAGUACAUCCCACUGUCCAUCUACGACCUUCAGACCUGGAUGGGGAGCCCAUCCAUUUUUGUCUAUGACUGCUCCAAUGCGGGGAUCAUUGUUAAGUCCUUCAAACAAUUUGCCCUGCAGCGAGAGCAAGAGCUGGAGGUGGCCGCAAUCAAUCCCAGCCAUCCACUUGCACAGAUGUCGCUGCCCCCUUCCAUGAAGAACUGCAUCCAGCUGGCUGCUUGUGAGGCCAGCGAGUUGCUACCAAUGAACCCUGACCUUCCUGCUGAUCUCUUCACCUCUUGUCUCACUACACCCAUAAAAAUUGCUCUGCGGUGGUUUUGUAUGCAGAAGAGCUCCAAGUUGGUGCCAGGGGUUACGUUAGACCUCAUUGAGAAAAUCCCUGGCAGACUCAACGACAGGCGCACUCCCCUCGGCGAGCUAAACUGGAUCUUCACGGCCAUCACUGAUACUAUUGCCUGGAACGUGCUGCCCAGAGAUUUGUUCCAGAAGUUGUUUCGCCAGGACCUUCUGGUGGCCAGUUUGUUCCGCAAUUUCCUAUUAGCAGAGAGGAUAAUGAGGUCGUACAACUGCACGCCAGUCAGCAGCCCACGCCUGCCUCCGACAUACAUGCACGCCAUGUGGCAAGCGUGGGACCUGGCUGUGGAUAUCUGCCUGUCUCAGCUGCCAACUAUCAUCGAGGAGGGCACAGCAUUCAGGCACAGUCCUUUUUUUGCAGAACAGCUGACAGCGUUUCAGGUUUGGUUGACAAUGGGCGUGGAGAACCGGAACCCUCCCGAGCAGCUCCCCAUUGUAUUGCAGGUCCUCCUGAGUCAAGUGCAUCGACUUCGGGCUCUGGACCUUCUUGGGCGCUUUCUGGACCUUGGACCCUGGGCUGUCAGUCUGGCCCUGUCUGUUGGGAUCUUUCCUUACGUCUUGAAGCUACUCCAGAGCUCAGCCAGAGAGCUGCGGCCACUGCUGGUUUUCAUAUGGGCAAAAAUCCUGGCUGUGGACAGCUCUUGUCAAGCUGACCUGGUCAAAGACAACGGCCACAAGUAUUUCCUCUCUGUGUUGGCUGACAGCUACAUGCCGGCCGAGCAUCGGACCAUGGCUGUCUUCAUAUUGGCAGUUAUUGUAAACAGCUACAGCACUGGACAGGAGGCCUGUCUGCAGGGCAACCUAAUAGCAAACUGCCUGGAGCAGCUUUCGGACCCCCAUCCCCUUCUUCGCCAGUGGGUGGCCAUAUGCCUGGGACGCAUCUGGCAGAACUUUGACCCGGCACGAUGGUGUGGAGUUCGAGAUAGCGCGCACGAGAAGCUCUACAUCUUGUUGUCUGAUCCAAUCCCUGAGGUGAGGUGUGCAGCCGUCUUUGCUCUCGGUACAUUUGUGGGAAACUCUGCUGAGAGGACGGACCAUUCCACCACCAUCGACCACAAUGUGGCCAUGAUGCUUGCCCAGCUCAUCAACGAUGGCAGUCCUGUGGUCCGCAAGGAGUUGGUGGUAGCACUGAGUCAUCUGGUGGUCCAGUAUGAAAGCAACUUCUGUACUGUUGCCAUUCAGUUCAUAGAAGAGGAGAAGAACUACACAGUGCCGUCACCAGCCAACACAGCAGAGCCUGGUAACUUGACUCCAGUGAGAGACAGCCCAGCAAUCCCACGUCUGCGAUCUGUAAACUCUUACACCAACAUUCGUGCAGUUACCACUGCCCGCAACCUGAACAAGAGCCUACAGAACCUCAACCUCAAUGAAGAGGGUGCACCAGCAGCGUUCUCUCCUGGAAACCUCAGCACCAGCAGCAGCGCCAGCAGCACCCUGGGAAGCCCCGACAACGACGAAUACAUUCUCUCCUUCGAGACCCUGGACAAAAUGCGACGGGUGUCUUCCUAUUCGUCACUCAACUCCCUUAUAGGUGUGUCUUUCAACAGUGUUUACACUCAAAUCUGGAGAGUGCUUCUGCACCUUGCUGCAGACCCUUUUCCUGAAGUGUCUGAUUUGGCCAUGAAGGUCCUCAACUGCAUUGCAUACAAGGCAAUGAUGAACGCUCGGCCUCAGAGGAUUCUAGACUCUGGUUCUCUCACCCAGUCUGCGCCAGCCAGCCCCACCAGCAAAGGCACACACAUUCAUCACACAGGUGGAUCUCCUCCCAUCCCCAGCACCAGCAGCUCAAGUCUGACCAACGAAGUGCCCAAACCCCCUACGAGAGAUCAACCGGCCACACGCUCCCCCUACACGCCCACACUAGGAGGACAGGCACCCCACUCUCACCAAUUCCCCCGCACUCGCAAGAUGUUUGACAAGGGACCCGAACAGGCCGCUGAAGACGGGGACGAGCCUUGUGGUCACAGAAACUACAUCAGCGCCGCCCUCCAGACGGGUCUGUGUGAUUGGAGUGCUAAGUACUUUGCUCAGCCAGUCACAAAGAUCCCAGAGGAGCAUGACCUGCAGAGUCAGGUGAGGAUGGAGCGGCAGUGGAGGUUUCUGAGAAAUGCUUGCGUCAGAAAGCAAAGUAGAAGCAUCACGCAAAGAGGUGUUUCUCGGCUGGACGAUCAAAUAUUCAUUAAUCGCAAUCCCGGAGUUCCCUCUGUUGUCAAGUUCCACCCCUUCAACACCUGCAUCGCUGUGGCUGACAAGGACAGCAUCUGUUUUUGGGACUGGGAGAAGGGCGAGAGGCUGGACUACUUCUACAAUGGCAACCCUCGCUACACCCGCAUCACAGCCAUGGAGUAUCUGAACGGCCAUGACUGCUCAUUACUGCUCACUGCAACAGAUGAUGGUGCCUUGCGCGUUUGGAAGAACUUUGCUGACCAGAAGAAUCCAGAGAUGGUGACGGCGUGGCAGGGCCUGUCUGAUAUGCUGCCCACUACCAGAGGUCAGCCCUCCUCCACCAGCACUCACAGUUUGGCCAGAAGGGUCUCCAUCUAUCUUGACAGGAGUAAGCAAGGAGGUGCAGGCAUGGUCGUGGACUGGGAGCAGGAAACUGGUCUCCUUAUGACGUCUGGAGAUGUUAGGAUUAUUCGAAUCUGGGAUACUGACAGAGAGAUGAAGGUCCAGGACAUCCCAACUGGAGCAGAUAGCUGUGUGACCAGCCUGUCGUGUGAUUCCCAUCGUUCGCUCAUUGUCGCCGGUUUGGGCGACGGAUCUGUGCGGGUUUUUGACAGGAGAAUGGGUCCCAAUGAAUGUCGCAUCAUGACCUACAGGGAGCACAGUGCCUGGGUGGUCAAAGCUCACCUCCAGAAGGACACAGACGGCCAUAUAAUCAGCGUCAGUGUCAACGGAGACGUUCGAUUCUUUGAACCCCGCACGCCGGACUCCAUCAAUGUGCUGCAGACGGUGAAAGGCUUAACGGCGCUUGACAUCCACCCACAGGCGAACCUGUUUGCUUGUGGAUCCAUGAACCAGUUCAUCGCUCUGUAUAACAGCAACGGUGAUGUGAUCAGCAACAUCAAAUACUACGAUGGAUUCAUGGGACAGCGAAUCGGGGCCAUCAGCUGUUUAGCCUUCCAUCCUCACUGGCCCCACCUGGCGGUGGGCAGCAACGACUACUACAUGUCCAUCUACUCGACAGAGAAGAGGCUCAGAUAACAUGCCGGUGUCCGUCAACACCCCUCCAACCUCCAGCCUUCCACCACCCACAAAAAGCCCCCCGACCCAACCCAGAGUGACUUGAGACGUUGAGCAGCGGGAUGUAAAUCAUGUUGUACAUAUGCAAUUAGCCCCUGAAUGUUGAAGCCUCGGCUGCUGACAAACACCAUAUUAUUAGAAUUAUUAUUAUUAUUAUUAUUAUGAAGCUAAUGAUUGUAGACUUAGCAGUGCUGAGGAGUGUGUAUAUUUAAAUAAAGGUCCUAUUUUAAAGAAGCGGUACUCGCCAAUCACCUCACAGCGAGCAUUAGUACCGGUAUCACCCUGCCCCUUCCCCUACGCCCCCAGCAGACAGAAAGGACACACGUGCUCACUAAUUCAGCCAAUGUGAACUAUGGAAUCCCCUUUUGUUACAUGCUGCACUAUCUGCAAGACACGUGGAAGGACGGAACCACAAGUCACUGGAGUGUGUGAGCCCCUAAAUUAUUAUGCAAACGCUUCCUUUCCUCUCUUCUUGAGUUCAGGGCUCUGCGGUGAACACCAACUCCCACUGGAUCCCACAGGGACCCCCCCAGUGCCGUCCAACCUGCUGUGCAAAGCGGAAUCCGCCUCCCACGAGGCCUACAGCUCCUCAGCGUGCCAUGUGCUGGACCUAAAAGCACAUUUGAGCGGUACCUGGUACUGUCAUGUGCCCCCCUUCCAAUGCCUUUUUCUCCUUUUGCCUUUCAGUUUUAUGUUUUUCCUUUUAUUGCUGCAAGUGUUUAGUUAGCUUGUCAAGUCUCACGUUCAGGAGGUUUGACUCCCAAACCUCACUCAGGUACCUCAACAGCCUCCAGAGCACUGAGGAGCGUGCAGGUGGACCGUCACGUGUUUGGUGUGCAAAGCAUCGCAAACAAUGUGCCGUCUUUUCUGCGGGGCUCCAGCUUUGCUUGUUUUGUUUUUUUUAUAUAUAUUUUAUCAUUUUCUCUUGGUUUUUGCAAUGUUUUGUUUUUAAUUGGGCUUGUGUGCCUUGGUCUGAGUGAGUUAGAUGGAAGAAAAAUGGGAAUACCUUUAGUGUCAUACACUGUUUUACACACACACACACACCCUCCUCUCUACUCAACUCUUUACACCAUGCUUGACCUUGAAAAGGAAUGGAAUCAUGGACUGAAGGUAAAGCAUGGCGUCUGUAGAAACUACCUUCUCUGAGCUCUUUGCGGUUUUAGCAUCCCCACGCUGCAUCACACACACACACACACACACACACACGGCUCAGAAUGACGUAUCGAGUUUUAAUAUUUUAGACCCAAGAGACUUCACGUAGUGCACAGUGCAGCCUGUGUGUUUGUCGGGUUUAUCAAACAGGUGAUGAAAUAAACCAAAUACAACAUCA
Messenger RNA from Dunckerocampus dactyliophorus (ringed pipefish), 5996 nucleotides. RefSeq names its product regulatory associated protein of MTOR, complex 1 (gene rptor). NCBI's taxonomy places the organism in Eukaryota, Metazoa, Chordata, Actinopteri, Syngnathiformes, Syngnathidae. Bases 554 to 4627 code for a protein of 1357 amino acids. The record is from RefSeq and is a predicted model, not a curated record. Gene Ontology annotation, biological process: TORC1 signaling; positive regulation of protein serine/threonine kinase activity; cellular response to starvation. Gene Ontology annotation, molecular function: protein binding; protein-macromolecule adaptor activity. Gene Ontology annotation, cellular component: TORC1 complex; cytoplasm. The transcript is spliced from 37 exons.